This is a messenger RNA of Camellia sinensis, 1166 nucleotides long. RefSeq names its product envelope glycoprotein. The record is from RefSeq and is a predicted model, not a curated record. NCBI's taxonomy places the organism in Eukaryota, Viridiplantae, Streptophyta, Magnoliopsida, Ericales, Theaceae.
ACAUGUAGAAGCAGGUUGGGAUAAUCUGGCGGCUCCCAAAGGCAUCUCAGACUUGCGAGAAACGAAAACGAAACUUAAAAACACCCAAAAAAAAAAAAAAAAAAACAACACUACGAAAACGAAGAGACAGAUUCAGAGAGAGAGAGAGAGAGGGAGAGAAACAAUGGUGCUGUGGGAGAUCACGCUGGGAACAGCGUAUUUCUUGGGAUUGAAACGGACUUACAGGCUCGCUCUCAAGAUUCAGCGUCGACUCAUUAGCCCUAAGCAUACUCAGAUCCGUCAAUUUGCUCGCGGAAAAACACGCGCUGUAUUUGAUGUGGUGCUCAAAGUUCACCAGAACAUACAACACAGAGAUAUUGCAGUUGGUCGGAAUCUUGGCAACUGGAUCCUCCGUUAUCUUGACAAGAUGAAACCAUCAGCUCACAUCCGUGGACCCCCCACAGGAAAACCCAUCUCUGGUGGUAAUGCAAACAUGAACGCAACAAAGCAGCUCACCAAUUCAUCUCACCAGAAGACUCCUGGGGGCUUCCAAAGAUUCAGUACCAGUGGGGUUCGUGAAUCUGGUAGGCGUCUGUUUACCUCAACAAGAAAUAUAUGGCCUAAAUCAUUUCCCACCAUUGCAAUGAUGAUGAGGCCAAUUAACCCUGCUGGAACUAACAUUCAGCACAGGCAUUUGUGCUUCUCUGGCCCCGAAGCACAUAGAUUAAGCCAUGGAAGAGGUGGAUUUGAGGGAGUGAUCAGGAAAGACAUAAUGCAGUGGAUGUUGCACAACUAAUGAAGAAUUUUUAGUGUUUUUAUUUUCCCUUGUCGUCGUGGGGAUUGUCAAGUGCUGAGCUUGGAGUUUGGAAUAGGUCAUCUUUAAGGGGGGUAUUUCAAAAGACAGAUCCCAAGGGUUUGCUGACUUAAAAUCUCAUGUUGUUUUUGGUUUCUUUUUGUGGUCUAGUGAGGAAGAUACCUACUUUAUGUUCAUUUCCUGGAUUCUGUGUAAUUUUUUUGAGCUAUGAAUUAUGAUAGGAACUUCCAUUUAUAGAGAGUAUAGAAUUUUACUGUUUGUCGGUCAAAUUUUUUAUUUUUAGACAUUAAUGCUUGUAUGCUUGUAUAAGUGGUGAGAAAUAAAUGUAACAUCCUGAUGAAAGUUGCGCCAUCAAUGUUGGAUUUUGGGAUCA